AAGCACACUAUUGUGAACUACAGAGUUUAAAUAACGUAUACGUUAAACGGAAUCAGUGCAAUUCUCUUCAAAUAAUUUAAAACCAAAAAUUUUAUGUCGGAAAGAAAAAUUUUAAACAUAUAUUACAAUAUUGCGUAAUUUUAUUUUUGAUACAAAUGGUUAAACUAUUAAAGUGUGUUAUACAUAUAUACACAAAAUGUUGAUCUGGCAAACUGUUUUAAAACUAAGCAAGCAAAAUUAUUGUCAAAACCGGCUGUGUGCAAGCGAUUGGUGAAAUUCAGGUAUUGAAGGAGUUAAAUUUCUCAGAUUACAAUUUCCAUUGUUUAUAGAGGCGUAAAUAAGUAAUUAACUAAUUUAUACCAAAAGAAUAUGUCGCUGCUGCCGGGACCAUUAGGACAGGGACCAUUAAUACAGAAUGCUAUUGAACCGAUGCAAGUGGACGCGCCCAUAGAGGACAAUGAUAACAAUGAAGAGCACCAGCUUAUUGUUGAGAACCCAUCACUUGAUCUUGAGGUAUAUGCUAACUCUUACACGGGCUUAGCGACUUUAUAUCGUUUAAAAUUUGUCGCCGAUGUAUGCCCAACACUACGUUUGGAGGCCCUGAAAAUGGCUAUAAAGCAUGUAAUGACUACUUAUAAUGUUAGCAUGUAUCAAUCGCUGCACAAAAAGCUCUUAGAGUUAAAUGCUGGUGCAGCUAGUGGUUCGGGACAGGCUGGUGCUGUCGGCCUACCCGAUGUAGCUGCCCAAUCUGGUACGUCAGCUGGUGGUGGUGCUGGUACAGAUGCACUAGACUUGCCAGCUUUCGACAGCAAUUGGGUCGAAACGAAAAGCAAACAAGCUGCAUUCAAUUUGGAGAAAUUAGACUCGGAUUUAAAGAAUUAUAAAUCAAAUUCGAUCAAAGAAAGUAUACGACGUGGUCAUGACGACUUGGGCGAUCACUACUUAAGCUGUGGUGAUCUGACCAACGCUUUGAAAUGUUAUUCACGCGCACGCGACUAUUGCACUAGCGGAAAACAUGUUAUCAAUAUGUGUCUGAAUGUUAUCAAGGUGUCGUUGUACUUACAAAACUGGGCUCAUGUGCUUAGUUAUGUAAAUAAAGCAGAGAGCACUCCCGAUUUUAUGGAGGGUCCUAAAGAAGCCAAUUUGUCCGUUGCCACACGUCUCAAAUGCGCAGCAGGUCUCGCUGAGCUACAAACAAAAAAAUAUAAAUCAGCGGCAAAAAAAUUUUUGCAAGCCAGCUUCGAUCACUGUGAGUUCCCAGAGAUGCUAUCACAAAACAAUGUUGCUAUGUAUGGUGGACUUUGUGCACUGGCCACUUUCGAUCGUCAAGAAUUGCAGAAAAAUGUAAUAUCUUCAAGUUCGUUUAAGCUGUUUUUGGAAUUGGAACCCCAGCUACGCGACAUAAUAUUCAAAUUCUACGAAUCCAAAUACGCAUCCUGCCUAAAGUUACUCGAUGAGAUUCGCGACAAUUUGUUGCUAGACAUGUACAUAGCUCCGCACGUAAACACGCUCUAUACAAAAAUACGGAAUCGUGCGCUUAUUCAAUACUUUAGUCCUUACCUAUCUGCUGAUAUGCGAAAAAUGGCAACUGCGUUCAAUCGCAGUGUGCCCGCUUUGGAGAAUGAAGUUAUGCAAUUGAUACUAGAUGGUCAAAUUCAAGCGCGUAUCGAUUCUCAAAACAAAAUACUAUGCGCCAAAGAGGCGGAUCAGCGUAACAACACAUUUGAGCGUGCUAUAAGCAUGGGUAGAGAAUAUCAAAGACGUCUGCGUAUGUCCAUUUUGCGGGCCGCAAUGCUUAAGAGUCACAUUCAAGUCAAGAAUGUCCCACGUGACUCUGGAAAUCACGGUACCGACUUUUGUGUCUCCGCUGGUUCGAGCACCACCACCGCCGUCAGGAACUGAAUUUAUUACUAGGAUUCAGAUAUUGGACACAACUAACAUAUUAAUAAAUUUAGAAUUUUAUUCAUUAAAACAUGUACAAAAUAUUUGCAAGAAAUUGUCAUUGUUUUUCGGCAUAGAAAUUUCGGUUCAUAAAUGGAUCAACAUGAUUCCCCCAAACUAACACGCCCUUAAAUUUAAAA
Molecule: messenger RNA, 2081 nt
Organism: Bactrocera oleae (olive fruit fly)
Lineage: Eukaryota; Metazoa; Arthropoda; Insecta; Diptera; Tephritidae
Source: RefSeq, a predicted model, not a curated record